Messenger RNA from Dracunculus medinensis (Guinea worm), 1482 nucleotides. The record is from the annotation of a GenBank genome assembly. NCBI's taxonomy places the organism in Eukaryota, Metazoa, Nematoda, Chromadorea, Rhabditida, Dracunculidae.
AUGCAAUUGACGGGUAGGUUCGGAUUAAAUCUACCAAUUUACAAAGAUGACCGUCCAUUUAAAGGAAGACAAUGGAAAAAAAUUACAACACAUCCACUGCAGAUGAAUUCAGCUGAAUCCAACGAUGAGACAUCCAAGGAAAUGGCCGCAAUACGGCACGCCAACACCGAGUUCGUUUGUCAACAAAGGAUAGAACAAUCUGCGACGAAUCUAGACGUAUUUGAUCUCUUCGCUAAUCAUGUUGGUUAUAACAAACCAUUUAAGCAACCAAAUAUAUUCCCAGAUGAUAAUCAGUUAGAAGUUUUUGUUUUGCCAAUGACUCAUGUUGAUCCAGGAUGGCUGAGAACUGUGGAGAGUUAUAGCAAAGAUACGAAUAAAAUUUUGAAUAAUAUGCUGCAUUUUAUGCCAAGCCAUUCAAAAAUGCGUUUUCUUUGGUGCGAGAUGGUUUUCUUUGAGAAAUGGUGGUCAAAAUUAAACGAAAGCAGCAAGAAAAAAGUCCGGAAGCUAAUAGGAAAUGGGCAGUUAGAAAUAGCAAGUGGUUCUUGGGUAAUGACUGACGAAGCGAAUCCAUAUUUUCCUGUGACCAUUGACAAUAUCAUCGAAGGACAGCAGUUCACUUUUCGUGAACUAGGCGUAAAAUCUAAAACUAUAUGGUCAAAUGAUCCAUUUGGCUAUGGUCCUUCAGUCCCAUAUUUAUUCUCGAAAACGGGGAUCAAGCGAGCAGUUAUUAACAGAAUCCAUGAUAUCUUAAAGAAAGCCUUGCAAGCACGAAGAGCCAUUCCAUUCAAGUGGAGACAACAUUUUGACAAACAAGGUGUUGGCGAUAUACACACUCAUGUGCUGCCAUACAGUCACUACGAUAUUCUGAAUAGCUGCGGCCCAAAUCAGUCCGUUUGUUGCGCAUUUGACUUCAAAAGAAUUACCCACUAUCAGUGCUACGAUACACAAACUGAAGCCAUUACGAAAAAAAAUGUCAAAAAAAAAGCACAACAACUGGAAAAUCAACUUAAAGAAAUGUCCGAGAUGUAUAAAUCAAAAGUGCUUCUUGUAAUGUGGGGCGAUGAUUUUCGAUACGAUAUGAUGGAAGAAUGGCAUCAACAAUACGAGAAUCUCGUAUAUUUGUUCAAUUAUAUUAAUGCGAUGAAUAAGAUAAAAAUUAGAUUUGGCACAUUUACGGAAUAUUUUGACGCCCUCGACAAAUUCAAUGAAGAAAACAAAAUUAUCCCAACUGUUAUAUCGGGGGACUUUUUUCCUUAUCUAUGUGCAGCUCAUGACUACUGGACGGGUUACUAUACUACGCGACCUUUCUAUAAACGACAGGAACGACAACUUCAUGCUCUAAUUCGUAGUGCUGACCUUUUGACCUCCUAUGCUAAUCAUAGGCUGAAUCGAGAACAAAAAACGCUUAUAAUUUCAAAAUUAAGAAAAGCUCGACGAAAUCUUUCAUUAUUUCAACAUCAUGAUGCAAUUACAGUUCAUUAG